Messenger RNA from Aphanomyces invadans, 822 nucleotides. RefSeq lists its product as hypothetical. The coding region runs from base 1 to 822 and encodes 273 amino acids. Lineage: Eukaryota; Oomycota; Saprolegniomycetes; Saprolegniales; Verrucalvaceae. The transcript has a single exon. The record is from RefSeq and is a predicted model, not a curated record.
AUGGCAGAUUCUGCGCGCACCGCUUUCGAUGACGUGGACAUCGCGUCGCCGCGAUCCCUGCCACCUUUCCGCGCCGCCGUUUCCGACCAGCCCAAACCAAAGCGCAACCUACCCAAGAAAGCCCACGCCACGGUGCCAACCAUCCAAUUACCCACGAAUGUAGCUACGUGGACUCGCAUGCACGUGAAAAAGUGGCUCAUCUACACUGUCCAAGUGAAAACGGUGGCGCCGAAACUCGCCGCAGUCGAUGGAGCGAUGCUCGCCGAGUGGGCGACCGACACCCAUCUCGACAUGCGGCUUCGAGACGCCUACUCCAUCACCCAACCUGUGCAUCGGUUGCGUUUGGCCACGCAUAUUCGUGCGCUUCGACCACAGCGCGCCAUCGACACGAACAGACGAGAAAAAGUCGACGACGACAAAGAUCUCUACGAGAUGCCCAUCGACGUCGAAACUCGUUCAAGCACGAGUUGCGUUCAAGGAGACGCCAUCACGGACUCCCAGCCGAUGCAAGUAGCGUCGGCAGUUGAAAUCGCGCCGACGACUCAGUUCAGCUCGUCGGCACCCGACGCACCAACGCAUGCCGACGACUCUGUCGUGGGAAAGCGACGCGUUGGCUGCGUCAUGGAUGAGACCGAGCCAUGUGCCCGUGGUGGCAGUGUCGGCGAACGGAGCAACGAUGCGACUGGCUUGGACAAAGUCGACGACGAGGGCGACGAGUGCCUGCCGUCCUUUUCUGAUGCCUUCAUCGCACUCGAGGACGACGGCAGAGGCAGCCCACCUCCCCCAUUUGACGACGCAUUGCCUCGUAUGGAAGACUUGUGA